Molecule: messenger RNA, 1140 nt
Organism: Orcinus orca (killer whale)
Lineage: Eukaryota; Metazoa; Chordata; Mammalia; Artiodactyla; Delphinidae
Gene: TIGD6
Product: tigger transposable element derived 6
Cellular component (GO): nucleus
Molecular function (GO): DNA binding
Source: RefSeq, a predicted model, not a curated record
AUGGUCGGCCUACGGGCCUUAGAUGUCCCAAAGAAGAGGCAACAAGGCUCAGAGAGCCGCAGCUCCCAGCUCGUGGGCGCCCAGCCGGUGCGGUGCGGCGCGGCGCUCGAAGGUGGGACUUACCCGGAGAAGCGUGCAAGCCGCGCGGCUCACAUUCCCGGAGGCGCCCGGCCAGGGGGCUCGACGGGGGGGCUGGCCAGCGCACUCGCGCUCCCCGCUAGGUUCCGGGAGGAGGAGGAAGCUGCGGCCGCCCACGGUGGGCGCCCUCAGCCCCCGGGCGUUGCCUUGUGGUCCGGCCCUCAUUCUACAGAUAUAGCAAACAAGGGGAACAAGAAACGUCGGCAGUUCUCCCCAGAGGAGAAAAUGAAAGUUGUGGAAGCUGUGGACUCAGGCAAGAGGAAAGGCGAUGUGGCAAAAGAAUUCAGAAUCACUCCUUCUACUUUGUCUACAUUCUUAAAGGAUCGUGCCACAUUUGAAGAAAAGGUGCGGGAGGCAUCUGUGGGACCUCAGAGGAAAAGGAUGAGGAAUGCUCUUUAUGACGACAUUGAUACUGUUUUUGCUUGGUUUCAAGAAAUCCAUGCCAAAAACAUUCUCGUGACUGGUUCUGUCAUUCGGAAAAAAGCACUAAACUUGGCCAACAUGCUUGGCUAUGACAAUUUUCAAGCAAGUGUGGGCUGGCUGAACAGAUUUCAUGAUCGCCAUGGAAUUGCUUUGAAAGCAGUCUGUAGAGAGCAUAGUGACAGAUUAAUGAAUGGUCUAGGAAUAGAUAAGGUUAAUGAGUGGCAUGCAGGGGAAAUUAUAAAACUAAUUGCUGACUACAGCCCAGAUGAUAUCUUUAGUGCUGAUGAGACAGGAAUGUUUUUCCAGUUGCUUCCCCAGCACACACUUGCUGCUAAAGGGGACCAUUGUAGAGGGGGCAAGAAAGCAAGGCAGUGGUUGACAGCACUCUUUUGUUGCAAUGCUUCAGGGACUGAAAAAAUGAGACCAUUGAUUGUUGAUAGGUCAGCCAACCCACGUUGCCUCAAGAAUGUCCAUUCCCUCCCUAGUGACUACCGAGCCAACCAGCAGGCGUGGAUGACACAGGAUCUGUUUAAUGAGUGGCUGAUCACCUCGGUGCUUUGUGACCGCCUGGAAUGUUAA